CCUGCAGACAGGAACCAGAACCGUCACCAGAGCAAGUCGUGAUUUCUUCCAUCAGGGUAACCGGAGACCAUGGGACAAGAAGAGAGCCACACUGAGGAGAUGGACUUGGCUCAGAUUCAGGAUCUGUGCAUCAUCUUCAUGAAGGAGUGUCCGAGCGGCGCGCUGCACCUCCACGAGCUGAAGAAGAUCUUUGGGGUGCCGAGCAGCUCUGAGGAGUCCCUCUACGUCGAGACCAUAUUCCGCUCCUUUGAUACAAACCAGGAUAACACACUUGAUUUCCUGGAGUAUGUGGCGGCACUUCACCUGAUCUUUAGAGGGAACCUUGAAGAUCGGCUCAAGUGGUCUUUCAAGAUGUACGACAAGGACGGGAACGGCAAGCUGGACAGACAGGAGGUGAAACGCAUCAUAAGGAUUAUUUACAAAAUCAAGUUCCAGACGAGCAGCGUCAACAUGUCUCCGUCUGAGAUCUGCGACCGGAUCUUCGAGUUGGUCGACCAGAAUAAUGACGGUCAGAUAACUUUGUCAGAGUUCAUGGAGGGAGCACAAAAAGACGAAUGGGUCAUGAACCUGCUCAAAUUGGACGUCAACGCCACCAGCUGGGUCACCCAGAACAGUGUGAAAUUACCAUGACUCCCAGGCUCAGUGGGGUCACCGCCCACAUGUUUUGGAUUGAGGUGCUGACUUCAUACCUUGGGUUUAGGAGCUUUACCUUCGCUUCCUGUGACUUGAAGCUGGAGAGCGGUGUACUUUGUCAUGGCUGCAGCUCUGCCAGGAUUUGGACGGCUGGUCCAAAGGUCCGAGUCCUUGCUGUGGUCCGUCUUGGCAGUGAGCUCAUGUCUCUAUCGAAGAAAACCCAAUACUCACAUAGAAAGUGUGUUGUUAAAAGCUGUAUGGUCAGUUAUUGCAUAUUUAUUAAUGCAUGUAUCUUUAGUUUAGACAUGUCGGCCAUAAUGGAUUUGUAAACAAAUAAAUAACCCCAAAGUAAAGAGUCAACUUUACAUUGACAAG
Messenger RNA from Seriola dumerili (greater amberjack), 1008 nucleotides. RefSeq names its product guanylyl cyclase-activating protein 2-like. Gene Ontology annotation, molecular function: calcium sensitive guanylate cyclase activator activity; calcium ion binding. Lineage: Eukaryota; Metazoa; Chordata; Actinopteri; Carangiformes; Carangidae. The transcript has 4 exons. The record is from RefSeq and is a predicted model, not a curated record. Gene Ontology annotation, cellular component: photoreceptor inner segment; cone photoreceptor outer segment. Bases 70 to 630 code for a protein of 186 amino acids. Gene Ontology annotation, biological process: visual perception.